CCUGUCCCCAGGAGUGCUGGGAAUAUAGGCUGUGAACUACCUACUGUCUCUACACUACAGGAGUUUAUGAGAUUAGGGACUGGAUUAAAUAUCUUGUUCCUUUUUGUAUCAUGAUUAAAAUGCUUUAACUUCUUAUCUAGUGAAUGAAUGGAAUACUGAAGUUGUUAGGAAAAGUAUCAGCUCAGGACCCCCAAGACAAAGUUCUCCACAUAAAGGAGAUUUCUUUGCCCCAGAGGAAGAGGGAAAGGAAUAAAAGACAAAGACAGGAGAUAGUGGAUGAGGGAGAAGGGGAAAGGAAAAAGAGAGAGAGGGAUGUUUGUCCCAGAAGGGGACAAUGGACUGCCUCUGGAUAGAGGAGACAGACAGGGCACGAAGGAAAACAGCAGUUUAUAAAGGUACAAGGAGAAACUCUUAUUAGGGUGAGAUGUUUAAUUUUAAUUGGGCAUGUUAAUUAGGUGAGCCAAAAGGAGCUUUUGAUUGCUGGACUUCAACACUUUGAUAGCUGGGCCUUGGUAGUCAGCCUCAGAAGGAGCAAGUGGCCAAACAAGGGAAUGGACCUAGCUUUAGGAAUGUAAUCUAACGGUUUUUAGCAAAGCAGAGGGGAUGGGAGAGAAGGGCUGCCAGAGCUAUGCUCGCCAUGCUGGAGCCAACCAGUCUCUUCAGGAGUGGAGAAUAAUGAGCUACUGUGUAUUGCGAGCAGGAACACACACUGUUAAAAAACAAACAUUCCUUUAAACAUAGUGAUAGAAUCUACCAGCAAGAGACUAAAUUCAGGUACUUCUGUCAGAGCUCAGAUAUUACAAGCAAUGAAACCAGUAUGAAUCUAGCUAAAAACUUCAAUGUUUUCCACUCAUGCCAAUCACAUAAAGAGACAUAGCAAAUGAACAUCACAUGACCAACGGGGGAAAAAGGAAAAUAUGUCUUAGUCGUGCAGGAAGAGGAAGCUAAUGAGAAUGGAAAUUUUUGUAAGUUUCAGAAAAUGAGUCCGCUUUAGGAAAAGAAUCAUUUCAUUGCCUCUGAGCAAAGGUACUGAUUGUAGCCUAGGUCCAUUCCUAGGAUGGUCUGGAGGAGCCGGCUGUCAUCCCUGCCUGGCAUAGAAAUUUCCUUGAUACACCCGCAUGCCUGAAACCCAAGCCUGAACUCAGCGCUUUGCUCGAGGAGUGAAACCAGACCCUGUUCCUCAUCCCCGAGUCAUCGUCUUUGAAACUCCUAAGACAUGGAGGAUGAAGACAGGACGGUCGAAUGUCAGUAUCCAAAGCCAUCCGCUGGAAUACGUCCCAUGGCGUCCGUGCAUGAAGACCUGCAGGAGGAGAGAGUCAUGAACCUCAAAGGUGUAGAUGCAAAUGAGCCAACAGAAGGCAGUAACCUGCUGAACAGCAGUGAGAAAAAGCCGCAGGAAUCACCAACGGAACCCAAUAGCUUGCAGCGACUGAGGCGGAUACUGGCUUGCCCUCCUCACGGCUUGCUGGGAAGAGUGGUAACAAAUGGUACCAUGGUUGUUCUUUUGUGGGCUGUGGUUUGGUCAGUUACUGGCUCCGAAUGUCUUCCUGGAGGAAAUCUGUUUGGAAUUAUAAUCCUGUUCUAUUGUGCCGUCACUGGAGGUAAACUUUUUGGACUCAUUAAGUUUCCAACAUUGCCUCCCCUGCCUCCUCUUCUUGGCAUGCUACUUGCUGGGUUUCUCUUGAGAAACAUCCCCAUCAUCAGUGAGAAUGUCCAAAUCCAGCACAAGUGGUCCUCUUCCUUGAGGAGCAUAGCCCUUUCCGUCAUUUUGGUUCGUGCUGGCCUCGGUCUGGAUUCAAAGGCCCUGAGGAAGCUGAAGGGGGUGUGUGUACGACUGGCCAUGGGUCCCUGCAUUGUGGAGGCAUGUGCUUCUGCCCUUCUUUCACACUUCCUGAUGGGUUUGCCAUGGCAGUGGGGGUUCAUACUGGGUUUUGUCCUAGGUGCUGUGUCUCCGGCUGUUGUGGUGCCUUCAAUGCUCCUUUUGCAGGGAGGAGGCUAUGGGGUUGAAAAAGGAAUCCCAACUUUACUCAUGGCUGCUGGCAGCUUCGACGACAUCUUGGCCAUCACCGGCUUCAAUACGUGCUUGGGUGUGGCAUUUUCCACAGGGUCUACAGUUUUUAACAUCUUCAGAGGCAUUUUGGAGGUGGUAAUUGGUGUGGCCACUGGAUCUUUUCUUGGGUUUUUUAUUCAGUACUUUCCAAGCAGUGACCAGGGCAACCUUGUGUGGAAGCGAUCCUUCCUGGUUCUGGGUUUUGCUGUGUUCGCUGUGUUCAGCAGUGUCUACUUUGGCUUUCCAGGGUCAGGAGGACUGUGUACACUGGUCAUGGCUUUCCUUGCAGGCAUGAGGUGGAGUGACAAGAAGUCAGAGGUGGAAAAGAUAAUUGCAGUUGCCUGGGACAUUUUCCAGCCCCUUCUUUUUGGCCUGAUUGGAGCAGAGGUAUCUAUUGCGUCUCUCAGACCAGACACUGUUGGCAUUUGUGUUGCAACUCUUGGCAUUGCAGUGCUGAUACGAAUUCUGACUACUUUCCUGAUGGUGUGUUUUGCUGGUUUUAACAUAAAGGAGAAAAUAUUUACUUCUUUUGCCUGGCUUCCAAAGGCCACAGUCCAGGCCGCUAUUGGGUCUGUGGCUCUGGAUACAGCAAGGUCACACGGAGAGAGGCAGCUAGAAGAUUAUGGAAUGGAUGUGCUGACAGUGGCAUUUUUGGCCAUCCUCAUCACAGCACCAAUUGGAAGCCUACUGAUUGGUUUGCUUGGUCCCAGGCUUCUCCAGAAAUUUGAACAUCAAAACAAAGAGGAAGCUCAAGAAGAGACUUCUGUUGAGGUUCAGAGGAAGCCUGGAGGUUCUAUUACAGAAGCCUGAUGGACCAUGUUCUCCAUUCUACCUUCAAGCAGAGUGACUGUAUUUCCCUUUGUUUCAGAUGAAAAUUUUCCCAUGAAAUUCCAUAAGCAAAAUAAAUAAAUAAAUAAAUAAAUAAA
Molecule: messenger RNA, 2976 nt
Organism: Meriones unguiculatus (Mongolian gerbil)
Lineage: Eukaryota; Metazoa; Chordata; Mammalia; Rodentia; Muridae
Gene: Slc9b2
Product: solute carrier family 9 member B2
Exons: 13
Coding region: 1217-2860 (547 amino acids)
Biological process (GO): proton transmembrane transport
Cellular component (GO): membrane
Molecular function (GO): antiporter activity
Source: RefSeq, a predicted model, not a curated record